AUGGCGGGAGCUAUGGUACCUCUAGAAGUUGCGCUGAGCGGGGCAAUUGGCGCCCGGGUGCGGAUAACCACAGCUCAGCAAUCCACAAUCGAAGGCACCCUCUUCACAGCCGAUCCGAUCACGAACCUCGUUGCCAUCAACACCGCCGACCCUAAGCAGGCGCAAGCGGACUAUCACAUCUUCCCCGUGUCGCGGAUACAAUCGUUCCAGCUUCUCUCCCUUGCUCCGCCGUCCACCGCCGCGGACGGUCCGUCCUUCUCGGAUGCAGUCCCGUCCGUCCACGCGCUCGACAUCCGUGCGUUGAAGAACCGUGAGGCCACGGCCAUUGGCAAGUUACACGAGAACGAGGCGCGCCGCGGGAAAGGCGUCACACGCGAGGCGCAGGAUAUCUUCGAUGCGAUCAGUCGUACGAUGCCCGUUCGAUGGGAUGGCACCAACAUUGUCGUGGCGGAUGCGGUGAGCAUCGCUGCGCCUUACCGUCCGGAUGACUGUCGGCCCUUGGUAGCGGGUGACACUGCGGCACUUCUCCGCGUGCGCAAGGUGCUUGAGAUGGAACGCCAGAAGAUUGAGCUACGGAAUGCCAGCGCCGCCUUUUCGCGGCCGUCGGGCGCCCCGAAGGAUAACCGAGCGUCGACUGCGAAUAAUCCCAGCCCGGGACCGGGAGCGGCAGGACAGAGGAAGGGGGGUUGA
Messenger RNA from Aspergillus terreus NIH2624, 690 nucleotides. RefSeq names its product anticodon-binding domain-containing protein. The coding region runs from base 1 to 690 and encodes 229 amino acids. The record is from RefSeq and is a predicted model, not a curated record. The transcript has 3 exons. Lineage: Eukaryota; Fungi; Ascomycota; Eurotiomycetes; Eurotiales; Aspergillaceae.